CUUCUGCCUUUUGUGCUCCUUGUGCACCUCCCUUCCCCGCAACCUGGGAUGAAACCUCCCCACGUGCUGGUGUUCCUUUGCCUCCUGGUGGCCCUGGUCACAGGGAACCUGGUCCAGUUCGGGGUGAUGAUCGAGAAGAUGACAGGCAAGUCUGCCCUGCAGUACAACGACUAUGGCUGUUACUGCGGCGUCGGCGGCUCCCACUGGCCGGUGGACAAGACUGACUGGUGCUGCCACGCCCACGACUGCUGCUACGGACGUCUGGAGAAGCUGGGCUGUGAGCCCAAACUGGAAAAGUAUCUUUUCUCUGUCAGCAAACAUGGCAUUUUCUGCGCCGGCAGGACCACCUGCCAGCGGCUGACCUGCGAGUGUGACAAGAGGGCCGCCCUCUGCUUUCGUCGCAACCUGGGCACCUACAACCGCAAAUAUGCCCAUUACCCCAACAAGCUGUGUACCGGACCCACCCCGCCCUGCUGAGGCUGUGCUCGGCCUCCUCCCUGUCCCUCGAGGUCCUGCCUGGGGCUGCUGUAGUCCCAGUCCUGGGGAACAUUGGCACUAAAGGCCCUCCCUCUGGAAAAUUCCUUUCCUGCAAACCCAUUCCUGCUUGAGAGCUCAGAGAUGUGUCCUGGACCAUCACUAGCCUCCCAGGCUACCCCUUCUCUGUAGAAAGAACCCUGCCCCAGGAGCCGUGGAUCCUUCAGCACCCGGAAGACUGUCACCAACUUCUGGGAUCUCAGCUCCCUCUUCUGAAUAAGUGAAUAAUGUUUUCCCAUAA
Molecule: messenger RNA, 775 nt
Organism: Piliocolobus tephrosceles (Ugandan red Colobus)
Lineage: Eukaryota; Metazoa; Chordata; Mammalia; Primates; Cercopithecidae
Gene: PLA2G2E
Product: phospholipase A2 group IIE
Exons: 4
Coding region: 49-477 (142 amino acids)
Biological process (GO): lipid catabolic process; phospholipid metabolic process; arachidonate secretion
Molecular function (GO): phospholipid binding; calcium ion binding
Source: RefSeq, a predicted model, not a curated record